Molecule: messenger RNA, 489 nt
Organism: Sphenostylis stenocarpa
Lineage: Eukaryota; Viridiplantae; Streptophyta; Magnoliopsida; Fabales; Fabaceae
Source: the annotation of a GenBank genome assembly
AUGACCUCUCACUCGAAUGCUUCCAAGGCUCUCCGAAGAGCGGGGUUCAUACUCAUGGCGAGACCUUCUCCACCACUCUCCUUCAUUCUUCAAACCGCCCAAAACUCAACCAUCUUCGCCAUCAGAGACUCAGCAAUCAGAAACACCUCACAUCCUUUUUGGUUCCUCAAAACCCUCCUCCUCUACCACACCACCACCUACAACCCCUUCUCCUUCCACGACCUCCUCAACAUGUCCCAAGGAACCUGCCUCACAACUCUCCUUUGCCACAAAAACAUCUCCCUCACCAAAGUUGACCGUGCACGAAACUCCGUCGAGAUUAACAACGUGUUGAUAUCAAACCCUAACCCUUGGAGAGCAACUAGCCGUGCAUGGGGUUCUUGCACCCUUCUCUCCCUUCCACGCCCAAGACCUUCUUCAAAGGGGUUUGGAUUUUUUUAUUCACUCUCCUGCUUGUCUUUCCAACUCCUCCCAUGCCUCCCUCUUUAA